GGCCGCCCCCACUGGUCAUCCUCGGCCGGGCACACGGCACGGUACCCGGUGAAUGGCCACCCACCCCCGCCAUUACCAGUCCUCGCAGCAGGAGCAGCUUCCCCUUCCCGCCGCACCAUCCCUUUCGCAUUUCCCUCCACCCUUCCCCUCCCGUUUCGUUUCCUCCGCCCGCCGUCCGUACCAAUCCAUUCAACCACCGUACCCGAUGGCGUCGUCGGCGUUCAAGUCCACCACGCGCCGCGACCUCCACGCCUCCUCCUCCACCACCUCCCGCUCCGACCCGCCCCCGUGCCCACGCCGUUCCCGCUCCCGCAGCGUCAGCGCCGCGCCCCGCGCCCGCGGCCACGACAGCCUCCUGCAGGAGGACUACGCCAACACCCGAACCAACCCGCUCUUCGACUCCGCGGCAUCCCCAUCUCCGCCGCAGCAGCCGGCGGGGUCUGCUACUGCCGCUGGCGGCGGGGAUGCGCCUACGCGGGACAGAGGGCGCGAGCCGCUCAAGGUUGGGGGACGCGGCGGCGGCGGGAGAGCGCGGUCGGUGUCCGUCGCGCCGCAGCGGCGAGACACCGCCUCGGCGCCGUCGGUGGACAGUGCUGGCGCUGUCGGCGGGAGGAGGGCUUCGCGGGCGCGGUCGGUGGCCGACGAAGUACGCCCGUACCGCUGCUCUGAGACAGAUACAGAGGCAAGGGAUGCGGCAAGGAAACUGCAGUCAUGGAGGAGUCGGCAUUCGAUUUCAGAGAGCAAACAAGGGGGAAUUGGUGGAAGCUGUUCAUCUCAGGGGUCAACAACCGGAGUGGGUUCUCGACAAAUGGAUGAAACAACCUGUUUAGAAUCUAGCACUGUUGUUUCUUCACCAGGCCAUCAUCUUGAGCAUGCCAUUUGGCAGCAGAACCAUUCAACUGUCCCAGUGGAUCCAGUUCUGGAAAUUCCUCCUGAGUUCGAUCCAGAUUCUGCUGAGUUUAUUUCAGACUUAAGUGAUUAUGCCACAGAAUACCGAAAGAAAGAUGUUGUGGAAAUCCCUCUUGAUUUUGAUACAGAUGCUGCUGAACUGGACUCUGAUGCGAGGAACAAUGCAGCAAAACAGCACCGGGAGCUAAUGGAAAUUCCUCUUGAGUUUGAUACAGAUGCUUCCGAGCUGGUUUCAGACAUUUGGCACCAUGAAGCAAACCAGCAGCUGGGGCAAUUGGAAGCUCCUCUUGAGUAUGAUCCUGACACCUCUGAGCUGGCUCCUGACAUUACAGAAUAUACAAUAAAGCUCAAGCAGUCACAUGAACGUGCUCGAAAGCUUCGGGCAGAUUUGGCAGUUGAAGAGCAGCGGGAACAAGAGCUGAGUAGAAUGCUGAAGGGCAUAGUAACAGCUCCAAAUUUUUCUGAGACCCAUAAAAAACGGCCAAGAAGAAAGAGUAGCAUAGAAAGACUGAAAGUGUCAAGGCAUUUAGCUGAGGAGGCACUGAAUUAUUUCGAGGAAUGUGUUUCAAUUUCAACAAUGGAUAGCACUGAUUUCUCGUCACCUGAGGACCAUCAACCAAAUUCAGUUUUAAAUGUCCAACCAAAGAGCAAUAGUAGAUUUUUCCACAAAGGGAGAUCGAGCUUUCAAGAACCCCACACUCCAGCUGAUCAACAUGGCCAUCAUGAGGAAUUGGACAAGCAAACUCAGUGCUCAAUUAGCAUAACUGGAUCUGAUGUGUCUGAUGGUGUUAUCUUUAGUAACACAAAAUGCCACAUGAAAUUUAGAAACAACUCCAGUGAAGAUCUUGAUGGCUUUGACACUCCACGGAGCAGAAGUUCUUGUUUCUCUUUCACCCAUGAGUCAAUAAAAAAUGUUGAAAACUGUGAUGUUCGGCAAUACCUUGGGAAUUUUGGAAUGGGAAACAAUAAAGAGCUAAGAGAGACAAGGUCUAGUUAUUUUGCUGAUGACUAUGUCUCCCAGAAAGUUAACCCGGACAUACUGAAGGAUAUGGCGACCUUUCAGAAUCGAAUGCAAUAUGGAGGGUUUCUUAUAUGUAACAUUAGAACAUUCUGACAGUGAACACAGUAAAUAGUGCCCACUGGCCAAUGUAGUUAAGUAAUUAUCAUUGUAACUUGUAAAGUGGUUAGUAUUGUGCAAUUAUUUGUGUUGUGGGUGUAGUCCAUUUGUUUCUUUUUUCUCGUCAAAUGUGAAUUUUUGGUCACUGAUAUGACCUUUUAUCAUGUUUCCGUAACGGUCAUGCCGUGCUAUUUUGUUUACAUGGGAAUAAUUGACGCC
Messenger RNA from Setaria italica (foxtail millet), 2245 nucleotides. RefSeq lists its product as uncharacterized. Lineage: Eukaryota; Viridiplantae; Streptophyta; Magnoliopsida; Poales; Poaceae. Bases 53 to 2023 code for a protein of 656 amino acids. The record is from RefSeq and is a predicted model, not a curated record. The transcript has 8 exons.